AUGGCCGAGCUCCUGCGGCAGAUGGAGCACGAUCGUACCAAAGGGAAACACAAAAGUGCCGAACAAAAAGAGGACAAUGAUGAGCAUACUUCAGAAACCAAGCAAACCAUCCCCAAGACCACAAAGACAAUCGUCAAAAGAACCAAUCCCUUUACAAAACAAGUUAUGAACUUCAAAAUGCCCGAGAAUCUCACCCUACCUUCGACUCUAAAACCCUACCAAGGAAUAGGAGACCCAAAUGUCCACGUCACUAAAUUUUACGCCAUGAUGUUCAUAAAUAAAGAGUUCGACCCCAUCUUGUGCCGAACCUUCCCAACCUUCCUAGACGGGGCCGCACUCAUCGGGAUCUCCAACUUACCCGAGGGUUCCAUCUUAAACUUUGAUGAGCUGGCCGACCAGUUCGUCAAUCACUUCGCUGCGUCAAAGAUCUAUGUCCACAACUCCGAUUAUUUGAGUACCAUUAAACAGGGGCCAAAUGAAAGCCUAAAAGACUACAUGACCAGGUUUGCAAAAGCAACCAAUGAGAUACCUAACCUAAAUUCCGAAGUUUAUCUCCACGCCCUAAAAAGCGACCUCCGACCGGGGAAGUUCCAGAAAUCCAUUGUAAUAGCAAAGCCCAAGACCCUGGCCGAGUUCCGAGAAAAAGUAACAACUCAAAUCGAAGUGGAGGAAUUCCGAGCACUGCGGAGAGCAGAAAAGUCUACCCCGAAUAAGGAGGAAGAAAGACGAAGCAGACACCCGGCCAGCAGGACAGACCAGAGACCGUUCAGACUAACACCCAAGUUUGACACAUACACUCCCUUUAACACAAAAAGGGAGGACAUAGUGAAAGAUAUACUACAUUCCAAGCUCAUCAAACCCCCAAACAGAGCUGGUACUUACCAGGACCAGAGGCACGUGGACAGAUCCAAGUAUUGUGCUUUUCACCAAAAAUACGGUCACACCACAGACGGCUGUGUAAUAGCAAAGGACGUCCUCGAAAAACUGGCACGCCAGGGACUGUUGGACAAAUACAUUGACACCCGCGGACGAAGAAAAAAUACCGAACACAUCGGCCACCAACAGAAAACAAUUGACAACUCCCGAGACAAGGGAAGAAAGGUAGACAAUGAUAACAAUCCACCCCGCAGAAUAAUAAACUGCAUUUCUGGUGGUUUUGCAAGUGGAGGAUGCACGAACUCGGCAAGAAAGAGGUCAUACCGAGCUAUGAUGACUAUGACAGAUUCAACUAUACCUUAG
This is a messenger RNA of Arachis ipaensis, 1239 nucleotides long. RefSeq lists its product as uncharacterized. The record is from RefSeq and is a predicted model, not a curated record. Lineage: Eukaryota; Viridiplantae; Streptophyta; Magnoliopsida; Fabales; Fabaceae.